AUGUGCCACCUUUGCAGAAAAGCUCAAGCCCUAGAGUCAAAUAACAACAAAGCUCUAAAGCCAGUAGGUCUAGCUCUAGCACGACUUCACCGAGAUUUCGGUCCCGACUUAGAGCACCUUUGGAUCUGGAGGUUUGACGCAACACUAAGGCUUCGAAUAGCCUUAGCAGGUUUACACAAAGUUGUGCCUGUUGCUGCCAUCACGGAAAUGCUGAAUGAAGUUGACGACGAGUUGCUGCAUUGUCAAAAGCAGAUGGCUGACCACCAGGCUGUUGAGGUGCGGGGUACUGCAGGCUCUAGCAGCGAGGUUUCUGACAAUUCGAUCAUGCCUAGUGAGAGUGCGAGCAUGCAAGCAAGAAAGAAGAUGGAACAAGAGACUGCUGUGAAUACAACACAGGAUGGCAGUCUGCGAAGAAAUUUAGAAGAGAAAAGGAAUACCCCACAGUAUAGCCCCUCAGGGAGUGAUCUGGAUCCUCAUCCGGUGCUUAUCAAGAGAUCAUGCCUCAUAGUUGAAGCGUGGCUGGAGGACUGUGAUGCCGUCGCUACUGCCAUUAACUAUGACAAGGAAUCGGACGGCGUUUCUGUGGUUUCUGUCCCAGGACGUUACUAUGAAAGACCUCAGCUUGAUAUCAGGGUCUGGAAAAGAGAUUUUCGAAAUGAGGGGAGCUCCCCCGCUAGCUUCACUCCCCGUGGUAGCCACCAGUCUUCCCAGUAUCACUGCCAGCCAGUAGAACCCAAAGAUUCGCCCCACUACGCUGACCUUUACCUUGAUAGCCUUGUCACCGACAAGAUGACGAGCAACGCGUCCCCGAAGCAGAAGGUUAAGUUCAUCGAGAAGGUGUUCUCAGCUCUGCAACGGAAUAAGUCAAAGAGCACGAAUAAAAUGCAGGGAAAAGAACGAGUCAGAUUCGACGAGAAGAGCCAUCAAAGACGUCGAGUGAAGCGCCAGAACCCGAAAAUCUGGGAGACGGAGGAGAAACACCCCAUGAUUGAUGAAGAUGCACGCCAGACUUUGACUGUCUCGCACCUCCAUACCAAUGCCAAACGGCAGAGUAACAUGCGUACCAGUAGCUCGAUCUCAAGCACAAAUGAAACCAGUAUAUACGUUGAUAAGAAAACUGAGAGCUGGGACUCCAAUUCGUCCCUUCUGAGCAGUCGAGAUUCACAAAUCAAUCUCGGAAGCAUCAUAGGGCGGCCUACGGUACCUUUUUCAGGUCAUCUUUCUACAGACUCCUUCCUUUUACCUCUGCCUCAAGGAUCAGGAGAUUUCCAACCAAGUCCACCGAAGCCGAACCCCUUUUGGGCGAAUAGAAGAUUACAAUCUCAUGAUUUGGCCGAUGCUCAAAUUUCCCAUGGACCAGCUACCUCGUCGACGAACUCGCGUUACGUCAAGACUCUCCGAUCAAGCUUUGUCCCUAUUGUCCCUCACAAUUACGCAACCAACGAGCCGAGCGAAUCUGACUCUCAGGAGAAGAGGGAGAGGAGACGAGUUGAGCGCAACGCAGCCACGCCUGCGGCUCCACAACCAACAGCCAAUUUUGCUCAUUUCUCGGAAUCACAUCGUCGAGUUGCUUCUCCUGUGGCGAGAGAUCUGACAGCUCGUCGAGCAAAACGUGCAUCGAAGGCAUCAGUAACGGAAAAGUACCAUAGGGAUGAGAGGCAGAGGUUUUGGUCUUCGGAGAAGGCGUAACGAGGAGAUCAUGGCGCAGUAUUGACGCUGUGGGUACAAACGGGAUAGGAUGGAGGUACUGGAUGGAUACCGAGGAUGGGAAGCCGGAGUAUUAGAGGCCAGCUAGGCUAGAAUUGGACAGUAAAAUGCGAUUUAUCUUCUUCGACUGAUAAUGAGCUAUUCAGGCCGGAAUAAUGUGGCCAUUGUAGAUGUGACAGUAACGUCACUUAAAUCUAGAUGAAUAUCGGCGAGAUCAGUGCAGCCAAAGUACAAUAGUGUACUACUAGGUAGUGGGCCGGGAACUAGUUAAUGGCAGUACUGCUUGUUGCUCGUCAUUGAUACAGGCUUAGAUAUUCUAAGAUACAGU
This is a messenger RNA of Cadophora gregata, 2035 nucleotides long. RefSeq lists its product as uncharacterized. Lineage: Eukaryota; Fungi; Ascomycota; Leotiomycetes; Helotiales; Ploettnerulaceae. The transcript has 2 exons. The coding region runs from base 1 to 1689 and encodes 562 amino acids. The record is from RefSeq and is a predicted model, not a curated record.